AUGAGGCUUUUGGAUACUAGUCGUAGAAUCCACGACGGGCCCAAGGCUUGCAUUGUUGGAUUAACGAGCUACUUCUACGACACGUCUAAACCUUUUAUGGAGGUCACCCCUGAAGAUUCGGUUCACUUAUACGAUGAGAUUGAACGCGGGGAUCAAGUGAAAGAGUUCGGAAAGAGAUUUGAGGCUGUUGUCGCGAGGAGCGAGAUGACGACGAAGGACGUCCAAGAUCAUCUCACAGACCUCGGUCUCAGAGAAGCAACGGUGUACGUCGACGAUGAUGGAGUGCAGUGUUCUCGUGAUGUUGCAAAGAAGAUGACACCCGGGUGGAUGGUCGAGUGGCUCUACGGGGAAUCGCCCGAAUCUUAA
Colletotrichum lupini is the source of this 366-nucleotide messenger RNA. RefSeq lists its product as uncharacterized. The transcript is spliced from 2 exons. Lineage: Eukaryota; Fungi; Ascomycota; Sordariomycetes; Glomerellales; Glomerellaceae. Bases 1 to 366 code for a protein of 121 amino acids. The record is from RefSeq and is a predicted model, not a curated record.